Pipistrellus nathusii (Nathusius's pipistrelle) is the source of this 600-nucleotide messenger RNA. NCBI's taxonomy places the organism in Eukaryota, Metazoa, Chordata, Mammalia, Chiroptera, Vespertilionidae. The record is from the annotation of a GenBank genome assembly.
AUGAGGUUCCGGUUCUGUGGUGAUCUGGACUGUCCUGACUGGGUCCUGGCGGAGAUCAGCACACUUGCCAAGAUUUCCUCCGUGAAGCUGAGGCUGCUGUGCGGUCAGGUGCUGCAGGAGCUUCUGGGGCUGGGGAUGGAUUACGAGAAGGUCCAGAAGCUCACUGCUGAUGCCAGGUUUGAGCUGGGCGAUGUGAAAGCCACUGUGGCAGUACUGAGUUUCCUCCUCUCCAGUGCGGCCAAGCACAGCGUGGAUGGCGAGUCCUUGUCCAGUGAAUUGCAGCAGCUGGGGUUGCCUAAAGAGCACGCAGCCAGCCUAUGUCGCUGUUACGAAGAGAAGCAAAGCCCCCUGCAGGAGUACUUGCGAGCCUGCAGCCUGCGUGUAAACAGGCUGGCAGGCACGGGCUGGCGGGUAGACUACACCAUGAGCUCCAGUCUGCUCCAGUCUGUGGAAGAGCCAAUGGUGCACCUGCGGCUGGAGGUGGCAGCUGCCCCGGAGGCCCCUGCCCAGCCUGUUGCCCUAUCCCUCUCAGCAGACAAAUUCCAGGUCCUCCUGGCAGAACUGAAGCAGGCCCAGGCCCUGAUGAGCUCCCUGGGCUGA